AUGCGGACGGCGGCGCCCUGCUGCCGGUUCCUACCGUGGCUGCAACGCGCUCAGGGGCGAGCGGUGCCUGGGGGCUGUGCAGUCUGGGGUGCCCUUGGACUUGACAGCUCGGGACGAACUCGGCCACAAUACUCUGGACUCACGUCUAAAGAUGCGCAGGAUGGAGGAGGGUACAGACUGGUGCGCAGAACAGAGUCGCUGCCCGCUCUCCCUCGGCGCCUGGGCCUUGGGAUCAGAAGUCUUUGGUCACCGGCUAGCCUCAGAUCGCAGGCGCCGGGGGAUGUGUCUUCUCAGGAGCGCGAAGACUCGAACGGGGACCGGGCCCAGGGCGAUCCCUCUCAGUCUGUCCUGGACCAGACAGCUUCCGAAACCAAUGAACGGGUGCACUCCGCUUCUAGGGAGGGCCCCUUUCGGGCUGGGGAGUUGAUUUUAGUGGAGACUGUUAAGAGAUCAACACAAUAUAAAAAAUUAUUUCGAUUGAGCAACGCCGGACAUUUUAAUAGUAGCUGGGGAUUAGUUCCGUUCACUGAGAUUUUGGGGAAGUUCCCUGGCCAGGUUGUAAGAAGUUCCUCCGGUAAGCACUUUCUGCUCAGGAGGCCAACACUGGAAGACUAUGUAUUACUGAUGAAAAGAGGUGCUGCCAUAUCAUAUCCAAAGGAUGUGACUAUGAUGCUGUUGAUGAUGGAUAUCAACCUAGGUGAUACUGUUUUGGAAGUUGGUUCAGGCUCUGGUGGCAUGAGCUUAUUUUUAUCAAAAGCAGUUGGAACAAAUGGUCGAGUCAUAAGUUUUGAAGUAAGAAAAGACCACCAUGAUCUGGCUAAGAAGAAUUACAAGAAAUGGCGUGAUUCAUGGAAAAUAAGUCAUGUAGAAGAAUGGCCAGACAACGUGGAUUUUAUUCAUAAGGAUUUUUCAGGAGCAACUGAUGACAUGAAAUCCUUCACCUUUGAUGCAGUAGCUUUGGAUAUGUUAAAUCCUCAAGUUGCUUUACCUGUUUUCUACCCAAAUCUUAAGCAGGGCGGUGUAUGUGCUGUGUAUCUAGCCAAUAUCACACAGGUUAUUGAACUCUUAGGUGGAAUUCACGUUUGGAACCUUGCUCUGUCAUGUGAAAGGAUCAGUGAGGUCAUUGUCAGAGAUUGGUUGGUUUGCCUUUCAAAACAGAAAAAUGGAAUUUUAUCUCAAAAUGUACCACCUAAAGUCAAUACAGAUUUACAGUUAUUCUCUCAAAAAGGAACUGGAGUUGAAAGUGAAAUGUUUCAAAAAGAUGACCAUGCUGAAAAAUCACAUGAUCCUUUUCCGUACAGACCAUUUCCCUAUAUUGCUAGACCUGCACACUGGCAAACUGGUCACACAGCUUUUCUUGUCAAGUUGAGGAAGUUCAAGCCACAACUGAGCUGA
Molecule: messenger RNA, 1395 nt
Organism: Elephantulus edwardii (Cape elephant shrew)
Lineage: Eukaryota; Metazoa; Chordata; Mammalia; Macroscelidea; Macroscelididae
Gene: TRMT61B
Product: tRNA methyltransferase 61 homolog B (S. cerevisiae)
Exons: 7
Coding region: 1-1395 (464 amino acids)
Biological process (GO): tRNA methylation
Cellular component (GO): tRNA (m1A) methyltransferase complex
Source: RefSeq, a predicted model, not a curated record